This is a messenger RNA of Bombyx mandarina (wild silkworm), 2394 nucleotides long. Its product is annotated as protein C-mannosyl-transferase DPY19L1. The record is from RefSeq and is a predicted model, not a curated record. Gene Ontology annotation, molecular function: mannosyltransferase activity. Gene Ontology annotation, cellular component: nuclear inner membrane. Lineage: Eukaryota; Metazoa; Arthropoda; Insecta; Lepidoptera; Bombycidae.
AUGACAAUAAACUAAAAAGUAGAGUCAUUUUAAUACAAUAAUAAAGUUUUAAACUUUUAAUAAUGUGCGAAUAAAUAUUUUUUAUUCACUAAUAAUGUACUGCGGCUAAUCAGUUAACAUUAAAAUGGAGGAAAAUACUGUUGCAGUUGAAAAAAUUGUGAAACAAAAAAGUUUUCCUAAGAAUAAGUUCCUAUUUUGCAUCACAAUAGUUUCUAUCGCAACUCUAGUCGGCUACGUUCACUACCGCUACGUUUCCCAUCUCUUUGAGAAUGACAGGAACUUUGCAUACCUCUCUGAGCUGGAGAGGGAGAUGUCAUUCCGUACCGAAAUGGGUUUCUAUUACUCUUAUUACAAAACACUGGUUCAUGAGAAGCCAUUUGUAGCUGGGAUAUCUAAAUUGAUGUUCGACAAGAGUGUGGAGCAUCCAAAAGAAGUCAACGCAUUCAAUCGAUUUAAUAUACAUCCUGAGGUAUUGAUUGCAGCAUUGUACCGAUACUUUGAGGUUUGGCUCAACACAACCGAGCACAGACAAUGCCACAUUAUAGACAGAGGGCACGAUUUGAGUCCGGUCGAGAGCUGCGUCGGCCUGGGUCAGCCGAUCUACUUUUAUCUUGAGGCCAUCUGGUUGUUAGCCGGUUUGAAUGUGACCGCAUUGUUUUUACAUGCUACAGCUUUGAGUAACAGCAUAUUGGGAGGGAUCUUCACUGUGAUGCAAUAUUUUGCGAAUCACAGCGAAUGCACUAGAGUAAUGUGGGCCCCGAAUGAGAGGGAGAACAUGGCCGGUCCCCUCCUGAUCCUGCAAUGCUGGCUGGUCAGCAUGCAGCUAAGGGAUAGAGAGAGAAAAUCCACGUUUCCACUCCAGAUCUCGAUAUUUCUAUUGAACUGUCUCUGCUUACUAUGCUGGCAGUUCACCCAGUUCAUAUUCCUGACUCAGACCGCCAUAUUCUUCGUAAUGGAACAGAUAAGGGUGAUCGACACGAAGACAUUGUGUGUUCUCCUGCAUUCACACUUCUGCGGGCUCCACACCGCUAUACUCUUACUUCAGGGCAACGACAUGCUAAAAUCGUCCUUAUACGCAUCGUUCUUCGCGGUCGUUUCGGUUUACGCUCUACUCUUCAGCUCGUUCAGGCUUAAGGUCGAGAAUCGCUUGGACGUGUUCGUCGAGGCGUGGCUAGUGCUGUUGAGGUUAUCGAUAGUGGCGUGCCUCUCGGUGUACUUGAAGAGCGCGAUCGGGGAUUUCUUCGAGAUGAAAGAUGACGGUCACGUAUGGGAGCUUCUCGCCUCAAAGCUCACCGAUUACAAGAGCUUUCACACUAUGAUCUAUACUUGUUCCGAGGUUUUCGAUUUUUUGCCCCUCGGCAGUUUCGUUCGUUCGGUAGGGGGCGCUUUGCUGCCGAGCGCCCUGACCGCGAUCGCUUUGGCCACUAAUUACACGAUAAAAGAAACUCGAUCGAAAAUCGAACGGAAAAUCGAUAAGGAAAUCGAUGUUAAUUCGGACGACGGCAGCGAUAGUGGUAUCGAUAGUUCGGACGUUAAGACAAAGAAGUCGGGCGUUACGAUAAAAGAAGAAGAAAGGGAUAGCGAUAUCGAUGAGAUCAGAGACGGGUUGGUCCGUUACGUGAAGGGCUUGUCGAUAGAUCCCGCGGUAUGUUACAAUCUGAUGCAGUUGGUCGCUUACGGCCUCAUGGCUGGUCUGGUUAUGAGGCUGAAGCUGCUAUUUGUGCCUCAACUAUGCAUAAUCUCAUCGCUGCUGUUCAACACCGAGUACCACAGAUACACAAAACCAUAUUAUUUGAAAUACGUAAUAAUCAUAUGCAAUAUAUGGUCUUUGGUGAAUACUAUGUAUUUGAAUGUGACGAAGGAAUUGUCGCACAUAGGUGAAUUCAGUGAUCCGCCCUUAGAGGAGUUGCUGAAUUGGAUAAUGAGGGAGACGGCGCCGAGCGCGGCGUUCGCGGGCUCGAUGCCGCUGCUAGCGACAGUGCUGCUGUCCACACGCCGACCCGUGGUCGCGCACCCGCACUACGAACACUACGAGGCCAGAGAACGCGCGUAUUCUGUCUAUAAAAUGUACGGGCGUUUCUCGGCCGAGGAGAUCUAUGAGGAGCUGAAUAAAUUGAAAGCGACAUAUGUCGUUGUGGAAACAAAAUACUGCUACGGAAGGAGCAAAAAGGGUUGUUCGUUUCAAGACAUAUGGGACGUCGAGGUCCCGGCCAGGAAGCGUGACCCGUCCAGCUGCCUCACACUCCUGCUGUCUCCAGCGGAGCACCUGUACCCUGUCUUCAGGAAUCAGCAUUACGCUGUGUUCAACGUCCACGACUAUAGCGUGAGGUACAUGCCUAGGAGCUUCGUUUCUUGACACACACAAUGACGUCAGUGGAUCUCCAAACAACGUUU